AUCUGGUUAGAGAUAAUUACGAAUGAAAGAAAAUAUCCUGAGUCAUCAGUAAUGAAGGGGUAACGCAAAGCGCAGAACGCUUACGAGUCUGAUCGCGUGGCUAGAAUCUCGCGAGACUUCAACGUUCAAGACCAAGAGAUGGAGGAAACGUGCAAGUGGAGAGGGCUCCGACGAUUAUAGUCGUCCCUGGUUUCGAGCCGGACAGCUCAGUUCAUUCGGUUGGUAGAGGCGAACGGUAGUGCAUAGCACGACAGCUGAUUCUAGGGACAGUGUUGCGUUCUUUCUCUCCGCUGUCAGUCGCAGUUGACACCGUGGAUCGGUUAGCUGCCUAACGAUUUGAUUCCCGCUUAUGUGUCAUGUUGUAACGGAGACAAUCGCGAUCCUACCAAGUACCAAUUUCUUCGAAAACGAAUGCAGCUUCGCGAUCCGAGAACUUUCUCAUCGAUUAUUAGAAAAGCUAAGACAAGGAUUAAAGGCGCAUCGUAACGAUUCACUACGGCCUACCUACUUAGCUGCUUCUUCUUCUAUCGUGAUUACCGUACAAUCACUAUUUUCUUGUAAAACGCGACUGUUGUGCAUGGUGGAGCGACCGAGGAAAGGGCGGAGAAGCAAAGGAUGCACAGCGUCAUCAUCAGGGUAUGAUUUCGAACGCUGUUAGGAUACCUAAAUUUACCUUCGACCGAUGCAUCAGCAGAUGAUGGCAGAUUUAAAGAAUCUCGCUUUGGCCGGUGGAGGAGGAUCUAGAUACAGUGGGGAUGAACAAGUACAGUUCAUUCCAGGUGGAAGUCAUCAGGUGACCAUUAAAUCUCCUCCACCUUCGUUGCAUUUAGAAAAUCUCAACAAUGCUGUUCUCAGUGGUUCGCAAAACAAUCUUCACUGCAAUUGCAAUGGCAGUACGUCCAAUGGUACCGCAGUUGCAAUGUGUAGCAGUAGUAUGUUCGCGAGGAAGGUACCAAACCAUAGUCCAGGACAAGAUGGCAAAAGGCCGGCAGUAACAUUAACGCAUUUACCGAAGAGGCCACCGGUUGACAUUGAGUUCAAGAACCUAGCGUACAGCGUGUCCGAAGGCAGGAAGAGAGGUUACAAAACAAUUUUAAAAUGCGUAAACGGCAAAUUCCGAUCAGGAGAAUUGACCGCUAUCAUGGGCCCUUCAGGUGCUGGGAAAAGUACAUUGAUGAAUGUCUUGGCAGGUUACAAAACAUCUCACCUGAGCGGUUCCGUUUUGAUAAACGGGAAGGACAGGAAUCUGAGAAGAUUUCGAAAGAUGUCCUGUUACAUAAUGCAAGAUGAUCGUCUUUUACCUCAUUUAACAGUCUAUGAAGCAAUGACAGUUUCGGCCAAUUUGAAAUUGGGAAAAGACAUCAGCACAAGGGAAAAGAGAGAAGUGAUCGAAGAAAUCAUCGAAACCCUCGGCCUAAGCGACGCGAGCAAUACACAAACUCAUUGUCUCAGCGGAGGACAGAGAAAGAGGCUAUCGAUCGCUUUAGAGCUUGUUAACAAUCCUCCGGUGAUGUUUUUCGAUGAACCAACUUCUGGCUUGGACAGUUCGACUUGUUAUCAAUGUUUAAGUUUGCUCAAAUCAUUAAGUAGGGGAGGAAGAACAAUUAUAUGUACGAUACAUCAACCAAGCGCUCGAUUGUUCGAGAUGUUCGAUAAUUUGUACCUUUUGGCCGAGGGCCAAUGUAUAUAUCAAGGAAACGUUGGAGGUCUGGUGCCCUUUUUAUCAUCAAUGGGCUUGGAAUGCCCUAGCUAUCAUAAUCCAGCGGAUUACGUUAUGGAAGUGGCAUGUGGAGAACAUGGAGAAUGUGUGCAUAAAUUAGUCAUGGCAGUAAAUAAUGGUAAAUGUGCUAAUUACCAGCACCAUCAAGCUACGAUAAAUGCAGUGCAAACUGUAUCGAAUGAUAUCGCGAAAGAAUCGCCUCAACAAGAAACGAAGUCUGAAUCUGCUUUAAUACCAAACGGUGUGGCAAAACAACCGAAUGGUGGGACGGUAAUCAACAUACCAAUUUCUUGUACGACAUCUUUAUUGGACAGUGCGGAAAGUAUAGAACAGAAAGUUGGCUUUCCAACGAAUAGUUGUACACAAUUUUGGAUCCUUCUUAAAAGAAUAUUCUUGUCGCAAAUAAGAGAUAUGACAUUAACGAGAGUAAGGCUGAUUUCCCAUAUAAUCGUUGGGUUCCUUAUCGGUGCAAUUUAUUACGAUAUCGGUAAUGAAGCCUCGCAAGUAAUGAGCAAUGCUGGCUGCGUUUUCUUUACGGUGAUGUUUCUCAUGUUCACCGCUAUGAUGCCUACGAUUCUUACGUUUCCGACAGAAAUGGCUGUAUUCGUGAGAGAACAUUUAAAUUACUGGUAUUCUGUAAAAUCUUAUUAUCUUGCGAGAACUUUAGCCGACGUACCCUUUCAAAUAGUAUAUUCUAUAGCAUACGUCAUUAUUGUAUAUUUCAUGACGUCGCAACCAUUGGAAACAAAUAGAUUCAUGAUGUAUUUAACUAUAUGUAUAUUAACAGCGCUAGUUUCCCAAUCCAUCGGUUUAGUAAUAGGAUCAGCGAUGAGUGUGGAGAGCGGAGUAUUUAUUGGCCCUGUAGCGUCAGUGCCAAUUGUUCUGUUCUCCGGUUUCUUCGUCAAUUUUGAUGCCAUUCCAAAGUAUCUGAAGUUUCUUUCGUACGUGAGUUACGUCAGAUACAGUUUCGAAGGCGCCAUGAUUUCAGUAUAUGGUUAUGAUCGUGCUAAGCUCAAGUGUUCCGACGCGUACUGCCACUUCAAGAGCCCGACGAAGUUCCUCGAAGAAAUGUCGAUGCAAAACGCCGUCUUCUGGUUAGAUGCCGUUGCGUUGGCAGGUUUUUUGCUUACCUUGAGGGUGAUCGCCUACUUUGUACUGAGACUGAAGUUACGAUCUCUUCGUUAAAACACACAGUGGCCGAAUAUAAUCAAUAAUCGUCUUACGAAUAUUAGUUUCACCUCAAUCUCACUGAAACAUUUGAUCAACGAGUCUUCUCCAGAAAUCCACCAUUACGAUUCUAAAUUUCAAUGUUUUUUUCGCUGAAAAUUGAAAUUCUCAGACAUUUCUGCAUCAGAAUUACAAACCCGCGUGAAAAAGGCGCAAUGGAAUAUUCUCAUUUUCCUUUGCCAUCAGCUGUUAACACUCUACUUUCCACUUGCCCGAGCUCAUCGUCUCAUUUAUACUCUCGUAUUGUGAAUAACAAACUCGCCUUUAGAACGCUCUAUUGUAGAGAGUGCACAGUGCUUCGUUACUUCGAAUUUUUUCAAAAAUAUCGAGGAUUACGAAGGAGCCUGCAUUCUCGAUAACGCGUUCUCGAUAUCAAUUGCAAUUAAUGUAAUUUCCGCCAUGUAAAUAUAGAUUGUAAAAAUUGGGGAAAACAUUCAACAUUUAUAUUUCACGCAGACACGAAAGAUAUGUAUGUUGAAUGUUAUUCUGUAUGAUAUCAAACGAGAUGACUUUAGUAGAUACAAACGAAUGAUAACACAUAGAGGCCGACAGUUUAAGCAUUUUUAAUAAACUAGUGUGCGCAAGAAUUACAUUGGAAUUGUAAAUCAUCGAUAAUAAUCCAAAAAGAGAGACCAUCGUUGGUACUACGCAUUCUCAAUCGAAGUGCAAACAUUUAUAGCCAAUUAUUACAAACUCGCCAGGAGCCUUAGGCUCAUUCAAGACUCAUGGUCCCUCCAACAAGCGCCACGUGUGCACUGCGCGACAACAUAGACUUUUUUUGAUAGAUAAGCAAUAGAAUUUAUAAAUCACAAAAAUUAGGACGAAUCCUUUAUUGUUCUCAUGUUUACAUCGAUCGCUACAUUCACUUACGAUUAGUCUAUGCGAGAGGUAUCUUGAAGAUAUACUAGCGAUCAUAAACGAUAAUUGUUUAACACUAUCGGACAAAAAAAAAUUUUAGCCGAAAACUCAAGUACCAAAAAUUACAUAUGUAUGUCCGAUAUUUACGUAUAUCGGUGAGAUACUUAAAUACAUAUUUGUACUAAAUGAUUUCUUACAAGAUCGCGAGCAAUUCUUAACCAUAUUGUCAUUCCAUAUAUAGAUAAUUCAAUAAUUAUAACAUUUAAGCGAUCAAGAAAAAUGAUGAAACAUUAUAUUGUAAAAAGCUCACACCUGACCAAUCACUAGCUGCCUGUGCGUUUGCUUCUAAGUCUGGAGUGCUGAACAUUGUUACAUUUACUACGUUGUUUAAUUAGGAAGGUAAAAAGGGUAUAUUAUUUAAAAAAAAAAAAAAGAAAAAGCGAAAGAAAGAAAAGAAAAAAGUUAGAAAAACGAAGAAAGCAAAUUAGGCAUGGGAGUGUAACAAAUUUAACAAGAUUAUUCUGGUUUUGGAAACUUUUACAGGAAUUUUUUUUACGGCCUAUGCAUUGUUCUUAUCAUUAGGUUCGUUUAUCCGAUAACUGAGAAAAUAAAAAACGGAAAGAAAAAAGAUUCAUAGACUUCUCCUUUGACUCCUUUGACUUGAAUUAGAUAUCAUGUAGCGUUUCGUAAUAUGUAAUGAUAUAAUACGUAUUCGUAAUAUGUAAACACACGUUAUUUUGAGGACAGAAUAAUCUUAGUCUUUUAUAGUUAUUUGAUAUUGUUACACUUAAGUUUAAGUUUUCCAAUUUUGGACAGAAAUCAUGUAGAUUAAAAUAUUAUCAUAUAAAUAUUUUUAUAUUUCAAUAUCAGAUAUAAAUCUAACUUAUUGUUAGUACUUUUCGUUUAAAGAAAAUUAUUAUCUACUUUAUCUUGAUGGUAGAGGUGAAUUAUAUUCAACUUGUAUUCCAAUAUAUAUUCAGUAUCUUUAAUGUAAUUGCAACGUAAUUUUGACAGUACUUAUUACAGGCAUUCUAAAUGCUUACAGUUUCUCAGAAAAUCAUACCUUUACUCUUAAUCAACUUAUUUUAAAUAUAACAAAAUAUUAAUUUGUUUCUUCUUAUUCGAGUUUAAGAAUUAGUUCGAUCACAAAUUGUGUGAAAUUGUUAUCAAACGAUGAUGUUAUACCAGUAAAUAAUUUAUGCUUUGCAUAUAACUGAUACAUCGUAUAAAAAAAUAAUUUAUGAAUCAUGGAAUGAGAGUAGAGAAAGCAAUAGGCCAAAAAUUUCCAUAUUUUUAGAUUCGCUGUCAUUUAUAUUUUUACUUAUUAUUAUAUAUAAAAAAAUUAACCAAAUAUAUGUAAUCAAGAAACAACGACGCACUACAGUAUACAUAACAUACGUGCGAAUAUUUUAUCCUUGUUUCAUUUUUACCAUUGUAAAGUAAACUUUUACCGUAAACAAAUGUUUAAAAUCGACAUUAACAUAAAUUACUUUUAUUUCAUUCUGAAUGUGUUCUAGUAAUGAUAACUUGGAAUGUCUGUGAUUCAGUAUCGGCAAAUAAUUGUUUAACGUUCAAAAAUAAAGCUUUAUGAAAUGUACAUAUAAAAUAGUAUAACAUAAGGACGUGAGGUAAUAGGAAACUGAAAUUGAAUCGGUACAAUCAGAAUGUAACAGUUUGUUCCCAUUUUGAAAAUGAAUGAAAUAUCUGUUUAAAUCUUGGUUCGUAUCUAUAACAUAACGAAAGUGAGAUGUACAAAAUUUGAAAUAAAGUAACUGUUCAAGUGCUGUAUAGUCAACUCUAUAUGUAUUCUUAAUAAUUUUGUUUAUAAAAAUAAUACAUAGAAAUAUAUUUACUUAUAUUGAGCCAAGGUUUAAACAUAUGUAACAUUGGUAUGGUCAAUCGAAACAAUAGAUUUCACAUUCACAUACAUUGCAUUCUUAGUUUAUUGUUUUUUUUAAUUUCUUACUAAUCUUUAAUUAUUCUUUCUACGCAUAAUGCUGCAUAAUUCAUAAUUAAAUGAAUUAUUAACAAAUGAAUAAUCGGUAAAAUGUCAGAUUUAAUCAUACAUGAAUCCGCGGAUAUUGUGUUCAAGGCUCGCGAGAACUGAGACUGUAAUAACGAACAAGCAAAUUUUUAAUUGCACGUGACCAUCUUGCGAGCAGAAUAAAUUUGAAUAGCAUAAUAUUAUGUCUGCAUAUACAUAUAGGUACGCGGCAUAGAAAAAUUCCGAUUAAGACGUUAUCGCUUUCAGGACACAUACUUCACAUGUACAAUGUACAAUGAACGUAUAUUGUCCGACCAUGUAUCGCAUACAAUUCAUGACACUUUUUUCAAAUAUUGUAAUUUUAUAUAACCAAAAAGGUAUACGUGUGUAAGGCUGUGCGUUUGUGUGUGUAAACAUCGAAAACAAAUAAAGAUGAGUAUGUAAAAAGGAGAAAAAGCUUUAACAAAUUAUAUGUACACGCGGGAAGAAGGAUAUCAAUACAAAUCUUUGCGAAACAAAGUUUCCAAUCUACUAUUCCAUGUUCUAAGCAAGGAAUGACAUGUUUAUACUAAAGCACAAAUGAAUAAAAACAUCUGUAUGAUAUGUAAAAACACAA
Molecule: messenger RNA, 6405 nt
Organism: Frieseomelitta varia
Lineage: Eukaryota; Metazoa; Arthropoda; Insecta; Hymenoptera; Apidae
Gene: Atet
Product: ATP-binding cassette sub-family G member 4-like
Exons: 12
Coding region: 683-2905 (740 amino acids)
Cellular component (GO): plasma membrane
Molecular function (GO): ATP hydrolysis activity; ABC-type transporter activity; ATP binding
Source: RefSeq, a predicted model, not a curated record